This is a messenger RNA of Eimeria mitis, 681 nucleotides long. RefSeq lists its product as uncharacterized. Lineage: Eukaryota; Apicomplexa; Conoidasida; Eucoccidiorida; Eimeriidae. Bases 1 to 681 code for a protein of 226 amino acids. The record is from RefSeq and is a predicted model, not a curated record. The transcript is spliced from 2 exons.
AUGUCCAGCCUCGCUGCAUGCGCUGCUGAGGCCUCAUACCCCAGCUCCCGGGCGGAGAGGCAGCAGAAGCUGCUGCCCCUCAAGGAGACAGCAGCAGCAACAGAACCACCAGUUAGCAGCAGAACAUCUCCUGCUGCUCCUGCUGCUGCUGCUGUUGCUGCUGUUGCUGCUGCAGCAGGGGACAGCAGUCCCAGAGGCAGACCAGCGAGGGGCGCCACAGAUGCGCAGCUGAUGCAGGGACCUGCUGCUGCUGCUGCUGCAGCAGCAGCAGCAGCAGCAGCAGGGGCAGACAACUCGCUGAGGGGACAAGGCAGCAACCCCACAGAUGCAGCACCAGACGGAGACACGGAAGAGGCCGUCGCGUACAAACCGCACAGCCCCGCUGGGCCCGCUGCCGCAGCAAACGGCGAGCUGCAGCAGCAACAGCAGCAGCAGCAGCAGCAGCAACAGGUGAAACACGCAGAAGAAGAAAAUAUAAAUAGCAGCAGCAACAACAGCAGCAAUGCACUGCAGCAGCACAAACAAAACCAAAACACUGACACCAACAAACAACCAAAUACUACACUCUUACAAAGCAGCAGCAGCAGCAAGCAACAGCAGCAGCAGCAAGCAACAGCAGCAGCAGCAAACAGCAGCAGCAGCAAACAGCAGCAGCAGCAAAGAGGAGAAACAGAGCAGUAA